Messenger RNA from Nerophis ophidion (straightnose pipefish), 11419 nucleotides. Its product is annotated as germ cell-specific gene 1-like protein. Gene Ontology annotation, cellular component: plasma membrane. The coding region runs from base 247 to 1314 and encodes 355 amino acids. The transcript is spliced from 6 exons. The record is from RefSeq and is a predicted model, not a curated record. Lineage: Eukaryota; Metazoa; Chordata; Actinopteri; Syngnathiformes; Syngnathidae.
UGCAAAGAGGAUGUGGCGCCCACAGGGGACAGGAGGCGGAGACGUUGAUGGCAGGAAUAGUUGGGAAUGAGUUGCCAAAAUGAAAACAGAUGGAACGGAGUUGUCUGCUGUGGAUUAAUAUGGAUUAAAAAAAAGUGUGUGUGUGUGUUGGUUCUAAUGUGACUGCCUCUGGUUUUGUCCCUCAUAAAGUGAUGAGGAUGAGGAGCAGAAACCACAAAUUUACACCCGACAAGGCUGCAUCAGGAAAUGACGGCGUUCCUACGCCAGGUGCGUUCCCCCCCGACCUCCUUCGUCCAGACCGUGGCGUCCCUCUGCCUGGCCGUCAUGGCGCUGCUGUCCUCCUACUGGUGUGAGGGCAGGCAGAAGGUGCCCAAGCCGCUGUGUUCGCCCGUCAAGCACAGCAAAUGCAUCCCCGUCCCCGGCGUGUCCAACUCCUCCAGCAUCCAGUUCUCCUGGGAGACCGGAGACGACCGCUUCGUCUUCCCCACCUUCCACACGGGCCUCUUCCUCAUCUGCGAGGAGAACAUCUACACAGACGCUUGGGAGGAGAAAUGUCGGGGGUUCCACACGCUGACUCCAGGAUCAGAAAAAGCAAUGAUGUGGCUGUCGCUGUCCUUGGAGCUGAUGUACGUGGGCCUGCUGCUGGUCAGCUGCACCCUGCUCUCCGUGCAGCUGUGCAUCAGGGCCUGGUGGCCCUCCACGCAGCGCUGGGGCCAGCUGCUCAACGCCUUCGCCGCCGUCUUCACCGUCCUGGGAGGUCUGCUCGGAAUGGUGGGUCACAUGAUGUUCAUGCAAGUCUUCCAGACUACAGUCUCCAUGGGCCCAGAGGACUUUAAGCCACACAGUUAUGGCUACUCCUGGGCCUUUUACGUGGCCUGGUUGGCCUUCACUGUCUGCAUGUCGGCCGGCGUCUCCACCCUGAACGACUACACCAAGAAGGUCCUGAUGGUGGGGCCCAGGUUGAACUCCGGCCUCAACCCCUUUCACUUCCACUUCAUGGGACUUCUUCCACCGGCUCCUUGUUACACCGCUCCAUACCCUGGCAUCCACCAGUCUCGAUACCAGAUCUCCCACUUGUCCCCGUACUACGCACCUCCAUCCACCAAGAUACCGCCGCCUGCCAAGACCUCACACUGCAUCCCUGUGGGCCACUCUGUGACCUUCCCUCCUCCGUCCUCCCACCCUGUAUCGGCCUCUCCUUUACAUCGACUGUCUCUCCGAUCAUCGUCCCACUCAACCGGCUCGCCUGUUGUUGUCCACGGACUCCUGGCGGCCCCCCUUUAUACACCAGAGCAGGACUGCAGCCCUCUGUAACCUGUUUAACUCUAGCUCUUCUUGGUAAGGUUUGUCUUGUCAAGUGUGAACGUUUUUGUACAACUUCGUGGUUGGAAAGCUGUCCAACCUUGGUUAUUUGUUGGUAUUCAAAGGAAAUUAAUCUCUGUUGUUUUCCUAAUCACAUUGAAGGGGAACAUUAUCACCAGACCAAUGUAAGCGUCAAUAUAUACCAGAUCUCCCACUUGUCCCCGUACUACGCACCUCCAUCCACCAAGAUACCGCCGCCUGCCAAGACCUCACACUGCAUCCCUGUGGGCCACUCUGUGUCCUUCCCUCCUCCGUCCUCCCACCCUGUAUCGGCCUCUCCUUUACAUCGGCUGUCUCUCCGAUCAUCGUCCCACUGUUGUUGUCCACGGACUCCUGGCGGCCCCCCUUUAUACACCAGAACAGGACUGCAGCCCUCUGUAACCGUUUUAACUCCAGCUCUUCUUGGUAAGGUUUGUCUUGUCAAGUGUGAACAUUGUUGUACAACUUCGGGGUUGGAAAGCUGUCCAACCUUGGUUAUUUGUUGGUAUUCAAAGGAAAUUAAUCUCUGUUGUUUUCCUAAUCACCUUAAAGGGGAACAUUAUCACCAGACCUAUGUAAGCGUCAAUAUAUACCAGAUCUCCCACUUGUCCCCGUACUACGCACCUCCAUCCACCAAGAUACCGCCGCCUGCCAAGACCUCACACUGCAUCCCUGUAGGCCACUCUGUGUCCUUCCCUCCUCCGUCCUCCCACCCUGUAUCGGCCUCUCCUUUACAUCGGCUGUCUCUCCGAUCAUCGUCCCACUGAACCGGCUCGCCUGUUGUUGUCCACGGACUCCUGGCGGCCCCCCUUUAUACACCAGAACAGGACUGCAGCCCUCUGUAACCUUUUUAACUCCAGCUCUUCUUGGUACGGUUUGUUUUGUCAAAGGUGAACUUUGUUGUACAACUUCGGGGUUGGAAAGCUGUCCAACCUUGGUUAUUUGUUGGUAUUCAAAGAAAAUUAAUUUCUGUUGUUUUCCUAAUCACCUUAAAGGGGAAUAUCACCAGACCUAUGUAAGCGUCAAUAUAUACGUUGAUGUUGCAGAAAAAAAGACCAUAUAUUUUUUUAACCGAUUUCCGAACUCUAAAUUGGUGAAUUUUGGCGAAUUAAACACCUUUCUGUUUAUCCCUCACAUCGGUACUCAACGCAAUUUUUCCCUAACACAUCACAAGCAUAGAGUCAAAUCAGCUGUUAUUUUCCGUUUUUUCGACUAUUUUCCGGUACCUUGGAGACAUCAUGCCUCGUCGGUGUGUUGUGACAACCCGAUCAGGGACGGAUUCAAGUUGAUUUACGUAGAAUGUGCAUCAAUUAGCACGGCAUGCUAAUCGAUGCUAACAUUCUAUUUAGGCUAGCUGUGUGUACAUAUUGCAUCGUUAUGCCUCAUUUGUAGCUAUUUUUACAUCCAGCCUUUCCUCCACCCAUAUUUAAUGCCAAACAAACACUUAGCAAUCGACGGAUUUAAGCUGCUCCAGUGUCAAGAGAUGCGAUAGUCCCUCGUUUAGUUUUUACUACAACAGAGAUGGCACAGAGAUGACAAGAAUGUCUGGAUAUCCUGCGACACUCAAAGCAGAUGCAUUCCCAACGAUAAAGUUAAUGAAAUCAUAAAGGUGAAUGUUGUUGUUUUUAUUGACUUAUGUGCUAAUCAGAUAUAUUUGGUCGCGGCAUGACUGCCAGCUAAUCAAUGCUAACAUGCUAUUUAGGCUACCAGCGUUUCCUUCCACCCACAUUUAAUGUCAAACAGACACUUACCAAUCGACAGAUUUAAGUUGAUCCAGUGUCAAUGCUAAAGUCCUGAUCGGUUGGUCUGCACACUUUACCAGCGAUGCUAAGACAGACAUGCAUGGCCGAAUAGCGUCAAUAGCUAUAUUCGCUCAAUAGCUUCAGUUUUUUUCUUCAAUUUCGUUUUCGCUAUCUGGCUCCAUACUCCAACCAUCCGUUUCGAUACAUGCGUAAUCUGUUGAAUCGCUUAAGCCGCUGAAAUCCGAGUCUGAAUCCGAGCUAAUGUCGCUAUAUCUUGCUGUGCUAUUCACCAUUGUUUGUAUUGGAAUCGCUAUGUGACGUCACAGGAAAAUCGACAGUGGCAUCACAAAUAGCGAAGAUCAAGCACUUUAAAGCUUUUUUUAGGGAUAUUCCGGGAGAUGUAAAAUUUUGAAAAAAACUUUGAAAAAUAAAACAAGCCACUGGGAACUGAUUUUUAUUGGUUUUAACCCUUCUGAAAUUGUGAUAAUGUUCCCCUUUAAAACUGAUUGGUCUUGACUUUAUUAGGGACCGAUAUCCUAAAGGGACAGAGGACCCUAUUGAAUUUCUAGCGUUUUAUUAUUAUUCUUUAUUCUUAUUAUUCUGCCACCUCUUUGAGCUGUAAUUUGACCCCCUUAACAUGCUUCAAAACUCACCAAAUUGGACACACACAUCAGGACUGGCGAAAAUUGCGAUCCAAUCAAAAAACCAAACCCCAAAACUCCAAAUAGCGCACCCUAGGAAGAAAACACAGACAAAACUGCCUCUAACUCCCAGUAGGAAUGUCGUAGACACAUGAAACAAAAACCUCUAUGACAAUCCCCAGCAAAAAUCAACAGGAAGUUUGCAAUUCCCCCUUCAAAACAAAUUUUUAUCAAACAUUAUCUCCUCUAAGCGCAUUUGUCGUGUCGGCUUCAAAUAAGCACAGGAGAGGGAUUGAACCUUUCUGAUUAAAACCUGGUUUAAAGAGUUUUAAUUACUGCUCUGGUUUGGAUUUUAUGAGCCCUCAAAGAACCGCUGCUGGUGCGCUGCUGCCGUCUCAAGAUGCCGGCACCCUGCUCAGACAAAACUGCCUCUAACUCCCAGUAGGAAUGUCAGAGACACAUGAAACAAAAACUUCAAUGCAGGUCUCACUUAGACCUAUAUUUCAUACAAUGGCAACCCCCAGCUAAAAUCAACAAGAAGUUUGUCAUUCCCCAUUCAAUACAAAAGCUUCUCUCCAUUCGCAAUACAUUAAAGUGUCAAGAUGGUGGCACCCUGCUCGGACAAAACUGCCUCUAACUCCCAGUAGGAAUGUCAGAGACACUCGAAACAAAAACCUCUAUGUAGGUCUUACUUAGACCUAUAUUUCAUACACUGACAACUCCCAGCUAAAAUGAACCAAAAGUUUGCAAUUACCCCUGCAAUACAAAAGAUGGCUAUAAAUACUCGGUCCCGUCCAUCGCUGUUUGCAGCUUUAAUUUUUAUUGGAAUUCAAUGCGCAUAUUUAUUUUUUACUUAUUUAUUUUAUUUUAUGCUGUUGGCAGGAGCUCUGUGCUCUUGUGUCAUCCUUUUGUGUUUCUGAUGUUUCCCUAUUGUUUUCAUGUGUUGUUUUUUGCCUUUUGGUUCGAGACCCUUCGGGACUCUGUGACAAAGCAUCGCAGAAGUCACGAAAACUUCUGGAUCUGCCUCCCGGGAGCCUUUUGGCCAUAGAGACCAGCUGCUGGUUCUCUGCCACACCAGUUCUUUUGGAGAGACUGACGGAAGAUGCAGGUAAAAGAGACAGGGCUACGGAGCUGGCACUGAGCACCAGGAUGGACAAGCUUCACAGUGUCUCUGCUGAAUAUCGGACACUGCGGUCUCCUUGGACGUACCCUUCGCUCAUCCAUGCGGACCGGACACUGUCCGAGAGUUGCUGGGCGGCCGAGAGUGGAGUCGGCUCUCUUGGUUGCUUUGUUGGGUCUGCUCCUGUCUUUAACAUCCUUUGUGUUCUUUGAUGUUUCCCUCGCUAUGGCUAUGAUGGGGUUUUUACUUGGCCUCAGUCUGGACCCCCCUAUCCAGGGGCUCAGGCUUGGACUGAAUAUUUUUUUCUCAAAAUAGCAUGAAUAACAAUGUCACACUUACACUCAUUGGCGGACACUCAAGCUCAGGUAUGUCGGUCCUCCUAUGUCUUUAUGGGUCUUCAGGUGGGCAAAGAGGCCAAUCCUGGAGCCACAGAACUUUGGUACUAUGUGGACAUGGGUGGGCAGUGGUGGUCGUGGGUUUUGGUGGAGCCCUCUUAGUGGAAAUGAUCUAUUUCCUUUUGUCUGCGCUUUUACUCUGAUAGAGCUGUCCUAUCCAGUCUUUCGUUGAGAAGAGUUGGCUAGAUUGGUCUUAGCUCAUUUUUCAUCGAGCUGUCGCAGCUAGUCUUCGUUGAGUGGGAGUGGCUACAUCUGUCCUAUAUAUCCUUUCAUCGAGCUGAGUUGACUAGAGUUGCCCUUAAUAGUCUUUGAGUUGUGCUGAAUAGAGCUGUCCCAUCCAGUGUUUCAUUGAGAUGAGUUAAACAGAUUGGUCUUAGCUCAUCUUUCAUAGAGCUGUGCCGACUAAAGCUGUCCUAGCUAGUCUUCGAUUGAGUGGGAGUGGCUACUUCUAUCUUAUUUAUACUUUUGUUGAGCUGAGGUGGCUAGAGUUGCCCUUGCUAGUCCCUAAUUAAGUUGUCCCGAUUAGAGCUGUCCCCUCUAGUUUUUCAUUGAGCUGAUUUGACCAGAUCUGCCCUAUUUAGUCUUUGAAUAAGCCUCACUGACUACAGCUGUCCUUUCGAGUCUUUCAUUAAGAUGAGUUGACCUGAUUGGUCUGAGCUCAUCUUUAAUUGAGCUGUGCUGACUAUUAAGUAUUUUGUUGGGCUGAGUUUACUAAAGCUGUCCUAGCUAGUUGUUAAUUGAGCGGGGGCGACUAGAUCUGUCCCAUCUAUCCUUCCGUUGACUAGAAUUGCCCUAAAUACUUUUUGAGUUGUGUUAAAUAGAGCUGUCCUAUCUAGUUUUUCAUUAAGAUGGGUUGACUAGAUUGGUCUUCGCUCAUCUUGCAUCGAUCUGUCCUAGCCAGUCUUCGAUUGAUUGGGGAUUGAGUGGCUAAAUCAGUCCUAAUUAUCCUUUUGUUGAGCUGAGUUGGCUAGAGUUGCCCUUGCUAGUCCCUAAUUAAGUUGUGCUGAUUAGAGCUGUCCUAUCGAGUUUUUCAUUGGGCUGAUUUAACCAGAUCUGCCCUAUUUAGUCUUUAAAUAAGCCUCCCUGACUUCAGCUGUCAUUUCGAGUCUUUCAUUUAGAUGAGUUGACUAGAUCGGUCUUAGCUCAUCUUUAAUUGAGCUGUGCUGACUAUUCAGUAUUUUGUUGGGCUGAGUUUACUAAAGCUGUCCUAGUUAGUUGUUAAUUGAGCGGGGGCAACUAGAUCUGUCCCAUCUAUCCUUUUGUUGAGUAGAGUUGCCCUAAAUAGUUUUUGAGUUGUGCUGAAUAAAGCUAUCCUAUCUAGUUUUUCAUUAAGAUGGGCUGACUAGAUUGGUCUUCGCUCAUCUUGCAUCGAUCUGUCCUAGCCAGUCUUCGAUUGAGUGGGGAUUGAGUGGCUAAAUCAGUCCUAAUUAUCCUUUUGUUGAGUUGAGUUGGCUAGAGUUGCCCUUGCUAGUCCCUAAUUAAGUUGUGCUGAUUAGAGCUGUCCUAUCUAGUUUUUCAUUGGGCUGAUUUAACCUGAUCAGCCCUAUUUAGUCUUUAGCGGGGGCGACUAGAUCUGUCCCAUCUAUCCUUCCGUUGACUAGAGUUCCCCUAAAUACUUUUUGAGUUGUGCUGAAUAGAGCUGUCCUAUCUAGUUUUUUCAUUAAGAUGGGUUGACUAGAUUAGUCUUCACUCAUCUUGCAUCGAUCUGUCCUAGCUAGUCUUCGAUUGACUGGCUAGAUCAGUUCUAUGUAUCUUUUCGUUGAGCUGAGUUGACUAGAAUUGCCCGAGCUAGUCUUUAAGUUGUGCUGACUAGAGCUGUUCUAUCUAGUUUUUCAUUGAGCUGAGUUAACCAGAUCUGCGCUAUUUAGUCUUUGAAUAAGCCUCAAUGACUAGGGCUGUCCUUUCGAGUCUUUCAUUAAGAUGAGUUGACUAGAUCGGUCUUAGCUCAUUUUUAAUUGACCUGUGCUGACUAUUCAGUUUUUUGUUGGACUGAGUUUACUAAAGCUGUCCUAGUUAGUUGUUAAUUGAGCGGGGGCGACUAGAUCUGUCCCAUCUAUCCUUCCGUUGACUAGAUUUGCCCUAAAUACUUUUUGAGUUGUGCUGAAUAGAGCUGUCCUAUCUAGUUUUUUCAUUAAGAUGGGUUGACUAGAUUCGUCUUCGCUCAUCUUGCAUCGAUCUGUCCUAACUAGUCUUCGAUUGACUGGCUAGAUCAGUCCUAUCUAUCUUUUUGUUGAGCUGAGUUGACUAGAAUUGCCCGAGCUAGUCUUUAAGAUGUGCUGACUAGAGCUGUUCUAUCUAGUUUUUCAUUGAGUUGAGUUAACCAGAUCUGCGCUAUUUAGUCUUUGAAUAAGCCUCAAUGACUAGGGCUGUCCUUUCGAGUCUUUCAUUAAGAUGAGUUGACUAGAUCGGUGUUAGCUCAUUUUUAAUUGACCUGUGCUGACUAUUCAGUUUUUUGUUGGACUGAGUUUACUAAAGCUGUCCUAGUUAGUUGUUCAUUGAGCGGGGGCGACUAGAUCCGUCCCAUCUAUCCUUCCGUUGACUAGAUUUGCCCUAAAUACUUUUUGAGUUGUGCUGAAUAGAACUGUCCUAUCUAGUUUUUUCAUUAAGAUGGGUUGACUAGAUUCGUCUUCGCUCAUCUUGCAUCGAUCUGUCCUAGCUAGUCUUCGAUUGACUGGCUAGAUCAGUCCUAUCUAUCUUUUUGUUGAGCUGAGUUGACUAGAAUUGCCCGAGCUAGUCUUUAAGUUGUGCUGACUAGAGCUGUUCUAUCUAGUUUUUCAUUGAGCUGAGUUAACCAGAUCUGCCCUAUUUAGUCUUUGAAUAAGCCUCAAUGACUAGGGCUGUCCUUUCGAGUCUUUUAUGAAGAUAAGUUGACUAGAUCGGUCUUAGUUCAUGUUUUAUCAAGCUUUGCUGACUAGAGCUGUCCUAUCUAGUCUUUCCUCGAGCUGUGCCGACUAAAGCUGUCCUAGCUAGUCUUCGAUUGAGUGGCUAGAUCAAUCCUUUUUAUCCUUUCGUUGAGCUGAGGUGGCUAGAGUUGCCAUUGCUAGUCCUUAAUUGAGUUGUGUUGACCAGAGCUGUCCUAUCUAGUCUUUGAGCAUGAGGCGAAACAUCUUAUUGCUUGGAAAUUACUUCUUUUUUUUUGGUGAAAAAUGUGGAAAAAAAUAACCAAGUGAGCAUCUUUGUCAAAGUGUGGACACACAGAAAAGUGGUGGAAGAUGACUUUUAUCAAAUAAAAAGCAAAGUGCAAAAAGUGGUUGAAAGACUAGAUUUAUUUGUGGUAAAAAUCAUGGUCCAUGUCGUCCGCGAGGACAAAACAGCAUUAGAUAUACAAAGCAUAACUGGGAACAUAUUUACAUACAAUAUGUGAAGGCAGCUUUUUGUCACAUACUUGAUUGUUAUAGUUACAUUGAAAUAUGUCAACUCUCUUUAUAUACUCGCAUGGCUGCAGCUAAAAAUAUUUGGAACCAGAUUCUGACGUUUUAGUACGUUGCGUGUUAGUACUGUUACACAAGGAGGGGACUGCACCACCAGUCGGCCUGCACCAUCCAAUCAGUGACACUGCACAAAGUAAGACCGGGGGGGGGGCAUUUAAGUCGAUAAACCUACAACAAAAACAAUUGAAAAAUAAUAGACUCACCCCCUUUUUAUCCAUAUAUAUAUCCACAUUUAAAUGUACGUACAAAGCAGACCACAGAUUUGACUUGUUCAACCGGUGCUGGUACGACAAAUAUCGUUAUCAAUAAUCAUUCUCGUAGCAUCGUAAUGCAUAUUUAAGCUUUUUUAAAGGCAUUUUAACCCUAUUUUUCGGACUACAAGGCGCAUUAAAAUCCUUUCGUUUUCUCAAAAAUCGUAGGCGCGCCUUAUAGCUCAGCAGGCGCAAGACAUUGAAACAACGUUGACAACUUGAUGAAUUAGGUCCUUGGCGACGAGCAACUCAAAUACAAUGUUGAAACAACAUGCUUUGUGAUGACGUUUAUUCAAUGUUGGGUUCUGAUGUUGACUUUGGUAAUUUCCCGACCAAUAUUUUACGACACAAACUUAACAUUGAAACAACGUGCUUUUUGAUGACGUUUAUUCAACGUCGGAUCCUGACGUUGAAUUUUGGUCAUUUCCCGACCAAUAAUCAACGACACAAAUACAACGUUGAAACAACAUACUUUUUGACGACGUUUAAUCAAUGUCAGGUUGUGAAGUUGAUUUGACCAUUGAAAUUUGGUCUUUUCCCGACCAAUAUUCUACGACAAAAAGCUAACAUUGAAACAACAUUUUUUUUGACAACGUUUUUUCAACGUCGGAUCCUGGCGUUGAAUUUUGGUCAUUUCCCGACCAAUAAUCAACGACACAAAUACAACGUUGAAACAACAUGCUUUUUGACAACAUUUAAUCAAUGUCAGGUUGUGACGUUGACUUGACCAUUGAAAUUUGGUAAUUUCCCGACCAAUAUUCUACGACAAAACAUAACAUUGAAACAACAUGCUUUUUGACUUCGUUCAAUCAAUGUCGGAUCCUUCCGUUGAAAUUUGGCAAUUUCCUGACCAAUUUUCUACGACACAAUCCUGACAUUGAAACAACAUGCUUUUUGACGACGUUUAAUAUAUGUCGGAUCCUUACGUUGAAAUUUUGGCCAUUUCCCGAACGGUAUUCUACGACAGAAACCUAACGUUGAAACAACAUGCUUUUUGACGACGUUUAAUCAACUUUAGGUUCUGACGUUGUUUUGACCAUUGAAGUUUGGUCAUCUUCUUACCGAUAUCCUUCAACUCAAAUACAACGUUGAAACAACAUGCUUUUUGACGACAUUGAUUUGACGUUUGACGUAAUUUUGGUCAUGUCCCUACUAAUAUUUCAGAUACAACUACAACGUUGAAACAACAUAGUUGUUGAUGACAUUUUAUCAAUGUCGGGUUGUGACGUUGAUUUGACCAUUGAAAUUUGGUCAUUUUCUCACCAAUAUCCUUCAACUCAAAUACAACGUUGAAACAACAUACUUUUUGCCAACGUUUAAUCAAUGCCGGGUUGUGACGUUGAUUUAACAUUGGUCGGGAAAUUACCAAAUUUCAAUGUUCCACAAUACGAACCUAACAUUGAAACAACAUGCUUUUUGACAACGUUUAUCCAAUGUUGGAUCUUGACGUUGAACUUUGGUCAUUUCCCGACCAAAAAUUUACGACAAAACCUAACAUUGAAACAACAUGCUUUUUUACGACGUUCAAUCAAUGUCAGAUCCUUACGUUGAAAUUUGGCCAUUUCCCGACCGGUAUUCUACGACAGAAACCUAACGUUGAAACAACAUGCUUUUUGACAACGUUUAUCCAAUGUCGGAUCCUGACGUUGAAUUUUGGUAAUUUCCCGACCAAUAUUUUACGACACAAACCUAACAUUGAAACAACAUGCUUAUUGACGACGUUUAAUCAACGUUAGGUUCUCACGUUGAUUUGACCAUUGAAGUUUGGUCAUUUUCUUACCAAUGUUCUUCAACUCAAAUACAACGUUGAAACGACAUACUUUUUGCCAACGUUUAAUCAAUCUCGGGUUGUGACCUGGAUUUAACAUUGGUCGGGAAAUUACCAAAAUUCAAUGUUCCACAAUACGAACCUAACAUUGAAACAACAUGCUUUUUGACGACGUUUAUCCAAUGUCGGAUCCUGACGUUGAAUUUUGGUCAUUUCCCGACCAAUAUUCUACGACACAAACCUAGCAUUGAAACAACAUGCUUAUUGACGACGUUUAAUCAACGUUGGGUUCUGACGUUGAUUUGACCAUUGAAGUUUGGUCAUUUUCUUACCAAUAUCCUACAACUCAAACACAACGUUGAAACAACAUGCUUUUUGACGACGUUGAUUUGACGUUUGACGUAAUUUUGGUCAUGUCCCUACUAAUAUUCCACGAUACAACUACAACGUUGAAACAACAUAGUUGUUGACGACAUUUAAUCAAUGUCUGGUUGUGACGUUGAUUUGACCAUUGAAAUUUGGUCAUUUUCUUACCAAUAUCCUUCAACUCAAAUACAACGUUGAAACGACAUACUUUUUGCCAACGUUUAAUCAAUGUCGGGUUGUGACGUUGAUUUAACAAUGGUCGGAAAAUUACCAAAAUUCAAUGUUCCACAAUACGAACCUAACAUUGGACAUGCUUUUUGACUACGUUUAUCCAAUGUUGGAUCCUGACGUUGAAUUUUGGUCA